AUGUCGGCCGCGGAACUGCAGCAAAUCGAAACAACCUUGAGGCGGGAGAUUGAGGCUCUGGAAAAAGAGCGGCGUGAUGGUGAUUUGGCGUUUUCUAAUAAGCAGCAGCAGUUGGGGGAAGCUCGUGAGCGAGUGGCGGCGGCACGUGGUGAUGGUGAUCGAGUGUCGUUGAUGAAGGAGGAACUGAAGGCGCAGAUCUUGGCUCAGAAACGAGACAGCUUGAUGAGACUGAAGGAGCAGAAUGAUGAGCUCCUUGAGCAGUUUGAGAAUGCGUUGGCACGAGGCAAGACGGAACUGCAAAAGGUGAAGGAGAGUAAACAUGUCCAACAGAAGAUCUACGUCUUGCUUCGAGAAAAGGGCAUUGCUGAGUUCCAGGCCUACUCGCCGGGCGAAGUGUCCGCAUCCGAGGAUGAAGGUGAGGAAGGUGAGGAAGAUGAAGAACUACAAAUGAUCAAGCAACCCAGCUUCAGCGCCAAUCUCCAAGUAGAUGACGACAACGGAGACGUGGAUAAUGCCCAACACCCGAGUGUCGCCGGCUAUGAAGACGAAGAGGACGCUCCAGUACCAUCGGCAAACGAGGACGCUCCGGCGCCAGUAGCUGAUGAGCAGCUAUAA
This is a messenger RNA of Gregarina niphandrodes, 615 nucleotides long. RefSeq lists its product as hypothetical. NCBI's taxonomy places the organism in Eukaryota, Apicomplexa, Conoidasida, Eugregarinorida, Gregarinidae. The transcript has a single exon. The coding region runs from base 1 to 615 and encodes 204 amino acids. The record is from RefSeq and is a predicted model, not a curated record.